AUGACGAAGGACGUGCUGUGCAUGAAUCCGGGUCCUAUCGAGUUUGAGCCGCGCGUGCUCCAAGCUUUCGCCAUGGAAGGCAUUUCCCACGUGGACAAGACCGUGAUCGAAGUCUUUGGCCAGUGCCUCGAGAAGAUGCGCAAAGUUUUUCUUGGCGCCCGAUGGCCAGCCUCUUAUCUGAACAAGGGCGACGACGUUUUGGUUGUCAACAACGGAUACUUUGGCGACCAUUUCGGCCAGUGCUUGGAACGGUACGGCGCAACAACGACUCACGUUCGCGGCGAGAUUGGCUCGCAGGCUUCAAUCCUAGAGCUGGAAACAGUGCUGCAGCGUGACAUCCAGUUCAAAGUCGUGGCCGUCACGCACGUUGACACGUCAACGGGUGUGUGUGCUCACGUGCAGGAGAUUGCAGCUGCGAUCCGUCGAUUGCAGCCGGAUGCUGUCAUUGUGCUCGACGGGGUAUGCGCUACCGGCGGGGAAGUUACUCGCAUGAAGCAGUGGGACAUCGACGUGGUGCUUACGGGGUCCCAAAAGUGUAUUGGCGUGCCCGCUGGUCUGAGUCUGCUGGUCAUACGCCCCCGUGCGCUGCAGUUGUUUGAGAACAACACGUCGACGGUCAAGUAUUACGUGGAUUGGCGCAAUUGGCUGCCGAUCAUGAAGAACUACGAAGCGCGACAGCCAAGUUACUUUGCAACGCCGUCUGUGAACCACUUGUUCGCUCUGAAUGAGGCGCUGGAUAUUCUGCUGGAGAACGGGGGCAUGGAACAGCGCUUCAAUGAGCACAAACUCAUUGGAGACGCCGUGAAGGAGGCCAUGACGACAUUGGGCUGCUCGCUCGUGACCGCGGACGGCUGCGGGGCGAACACAUUGACUUGUGUACGCUAUCCUAUUGGUGUCGGUGCGGCCGACUUUUUGCCAAAGGUUGUGAAGCGUGGCGUGUCGCUCGCGGGCGGCUUGCACAAGGCCAUCAAGACGGAGUACUUUCGUAUUGGCCACAUGGGCCCAAGCACGCGUCGACUGGACCAUAUUCUGAAGACAGUGGACGCGAUUGAGGGUGCGCUACUCGAGUGUGGUCACAAGGUGGCGCAACCCGGGAAAGCGGCUAAGGACCUGAGGACGAAGCUCGCGGCAGUCGUUCCUCUGCGUCCCGUACGUGAUCAACCUGUGGUUUCCCACGGUUGCCCCGUGCCUCCGAUGUGCCAGGUGUACUCUAUCGGUGCAGUGGUCGUUGCAUUUGCAGCUGGACUUAUGAUCUCGCAGCUGAAGCGUUCAACCCAUUAG
This is a messenger RNA of Hyaloperonospora brassicae, 1281 nucleotides long. The record is from the annotation of a GenBank genome assembly. NCBI's taxonomy places the organism in Eukaryota, Oomycota, Peronosporomycetes, Peronosporales, Peronosporaceae.